This is a messenger RNA of Mya arenaria, 6242 nucleotides long. RefSeq lists its product as uncharacterized. The transcript has 3 exons. Gene Ontology annotation, biological process: DNA integration. The record is from RefSeq and is a predicted model, not a curated record. Lineage: Eukaryota; Metazoa; Mollusca; Bivalvia; Myida; Myidae. Bases 1 to 4521 code for a protein of 1506 amino acids. Gene Ontology annotation, molecular function: nucleic acid binding.
AUGUAUCCACCAUUUUCUGAAUUUGUUGUAUUUGUUAGAAAGCAAGCCAGGAUUCGCAACGAUCCAAGUUUUGCAUCAAGUGCUAAUGACAGUAACCAUGCUGUGUUUGUGCGUGACACGAAAAGCGCUUCACAGAACGGUUAUCGAAAGCCGCGUAUAAGUACUAGCAAAACUGAGAUCCAACCACCCUGUUAUGACACAGCAAGUAAAAUUGAGUGCAGCCUGCACAAAACAACCUCACAUUCAUUGGAAAAUUGUAGAACCUUCAUCAGCAAAACCUUCGCUGAGAAACGACGACUGUUGAAAGACAACAAACUGUGCUUUAAAUGUUUUGGCGUUGAUCAUGUCUCGAAAGAUUGUAACAAGAACAUUGUUUGCGGAAAAUGCGACAAGGCACACAACACUGUCAUGCACAUUGAUACCAACAGAUUUCAUGGCGGGGAGAGAACCUUUGAAAAUACCACCAAUGCUACGAACCAAGUUAACAACAAGUGCACCCAAAUAUGUGGAAAGCAAGGAUUUAGUGGCAAGUCCUGUGCUAAGAUUGUUCUGGUAGAUACUUACGCGAAAGGCUGUGAAAGCAACAAGAUUCGAGCUUACGCAAUUAUUGACGACCAAUCAAAUCGUUCGCUUGUCAGCCCUCAGUUGUUAGAUUCUUUGAAGCUUGACAGUCAAAUGGUCGAGUACUCUGUCACAUCUUGCAAUGGUGUGCGAGUUACAUCUGGCAGAGUGGCAAGUGGACUUAUGAUUGAGAGCCUGAAUGGGGAUGUAGAUUUUGAAAUGUCAUCAGUGUUUGAAUGUGAUGCAAUUCCAAACAAUCGACAAGAAAUACCUACUCCUGAAGUUGCAGCACAUUAUGCACACUUGCAGGAUUUUAGAGAGGACAUUCCAGUGCUAGAUCGAAGUGCCGGGAUACAAAUUCUGAUAGGCAGAGAUCUCAUCGAGGCCCAUCAUGUACACGAACAAAAGAUAAGCUCAACAAGAAACAUGCCAUAUGCGCAAAAAUUGGCUUUAGGUUGGGUUAUUGUGGGGGAAACUUGUUUGGGUAACUUGAAUAGCGAAGAUCUCCCGAGCUUGAAUGUAAACAAGACGUUGAUUGUUAAUGAAGGGAGGAAUUCAAUCCUGUCACCAUGUACCAACAGUUUUAGAUUGGAAGAACAGUACAGGCCAUUUUCAGAGAGCUGUCCCGAUACCGAAAGCGACAUUUUCAAGCGUGAAAAACAGGAUGAAAGACCAGGGUUAUCUAGAGAAGAUAGGGAGUUUAACCAGUUGAUGGAAGAAAGUUUUGUCAAGGGUCCUUCCGGUAAUUGGACUGCUCCAUUGCCGUUUAAGUCGAAUCGUAAGAAGUUACCAAGUAACAAGGGUUUGGCUGUUAGACGGGCACAGUUGUUGGAUACAAGUUUAAAGAAAAAUCCAACGAAGAAACAGCAUUUCGUAGAUUUUAUGGAGAACAUCUUAGAAAAGGGUCAUGCUGAAGAAGCACCUCCGUUACUACCUGGCGAAGAGCACUGGUACCUUCCGAUAUUCGGCGUCUAUCACCCGAAGAAGGUCGACCAAAUUCGGGUGGUGUUUGACUCCUCAGCGAAAUACGAAGGUGUUUCUUUGAACGACUUGUGGCUAUCAGGACCCGAUCUAACAAAUAACUUGCUCGGAGUAUUGCUACGAUUUAGAAAAGAAGCAAUUGCGGUUACUGCUGAUAUACAACAAAUGUUUUAUUGCUUUAAUGUACAUGAGAGCCAUAGAAACUUUCUUAGAUUCCUGUGGUACAAGGACAACGACACAACCAAAAAUCUCACAGAGUACCGAAUGAAAGUACACGUCUUCGGUAACAAGCCGUCACCGUCUGUAGCAAGCUACGGCCUUCGAAAGACAGCUGAAAUAAGUACUGAAGAAUUUGGUCAAGAGGUCACAAACUACAUACUGAACAAUUUCUAUGUUGAUGACGGUUUGACAUCGGUGCCUACAGAAGAGCAAGCAAUAGAGCUUAUCAAGAAUACUCAGUCAGCCUUGAGUAAGAAUGGCAACCUUCGUCUACACAAAAUUGCCUCAAAUAGUGUACAAGUGCUUGAUGCUUUACCACGUGAAGAUUUGGCAAAGAACCUAUCUGAUUUAGACCUCUCACACGGUGACAUCACUGACGUUCCUCUUCAGCGCAGCUUAGGUCUGUGUUGGAACAUAAAGGCAGACGCGUUCACUUUCCGUGUUUCAGAAGAGGAGAAACCUUUCACAAGACGCGGCGUUCUCUCUACGAUCAACAGCAUUUACGACCCGGUUGGAUUUGUAGCACCUGUGGUCAUUGUUGGAAAGUGGCUCCUUCGAGACUUAAUGGCUUCAAGUCAGGAUUGGGAUGACCCGCUUCCACUAGAUCAGUUUACAGUUUGGCAACAAUGGUGUUGCUCUUUGAAAAAACUGAACCAGUUAGAAAUUCCAAGGGCGUACCUGUAUUCAGUGAAGAGAGUAGCAAGGAAAGACUUACAUGUGUAUUAUGAUGCUUCCGAGAAGGCUAUUGCUGCUGUGGCGUACAUUGUUGGAGAAUCGACAGCUGGUACCAAGCACUCUAGUUUUGGUUUGGGAAAGAUAAAGGUAGCUCCUGUAAAUGGACACACUAUACCACGCCUUGAGUUAUGUGCUGCUGUGUUAGCAUCACAAGUCGCAAACACAGUCCUUACACAUAUUGAUAUUGACUUUGAUGAAGUUAAGUAUUUCUCAGAUAGUAAAGUUGUUUUGGGCUACAUAAGCAAUACAACUCGACGAUUUUACACAUAUGUCUCAAAUCGUGUGCAGAAAAUACUAACAAAUUCGCUUGCGGAACAAUGGAACUAUGUACCUACCCAUCUCAACCCAGCGGAUAUUGGUACAAGGGGUGUUUCUGCAGAAGACUUACCUGCAAGCUUGUGGUUGAAUGGUUCUAGCUGGAAACAACAUCAGGAACAGACUGACUUUCCUUUAGUUGCUCCAGAUGUGGAUUCAGAAAUUCGAGUGAAUGUGCUAGCAACCACGGUAUCAACUGAAAGUGCCCUAGAUUCAAGUCACUUUGAGAAGUUUUCUGAAUGGAAAUCUUUGAAAUCUGCCAUAACAUGUUUGCAGCAUGUAGCAGAAUCAUACCAUACCAAACAAUGUAAAGGCUGGCAUGUAGGAUGUAACACAAACUCCCAAAAGGCUGAAGCUUUUAUACUGAAGACUGUACAGAAAGAAGCAUUUUCAGAAGAAUAUGCCAAUUUGAAAGUAGGUAAACCUGUGAGCAAAAGCAGUUCUAUUGCAAGUUUAAACGCCUUCAUUGAUGAGAAGGAUGUGAUGAGGGUAGGAGGACGAUUAGAGAAAUCAAACUUAACAUUUGCGGAAAAACAUCCAGUCAUCGUUCCACGAAAGUGUCAUAUUGGCACUCUUCUUGUGCGUCAUUACCAUUCAAGUGUCAAACACCAAGGCAGGCACUUCACUGAAGGAGCCCUCAGAUCAAAUGGGUAUUGGAUAGUUAGUGGAAAACGCCUUAUAGCAUCUGUAAUACAUCAGUGCGUCAAGUGCAAAAAGCUUCGUGGACCACACACGCAUCAACUAAUGGCUGACCUACCAAGUGAUCGACUUUCACCGGCACCACCAUUUACAUAUGUCGGAGUCGAUUGUUUUGGCCCAUGGAACGUUGUUACCCGAAAGACACGAGGAGGUCAAGCAAAUAGUAAACGUUGGGCAGUGUUGUUUACCUGCUUAACGAUCAGAGCUAUACAUAUUGAGGUUAUCGAGGAGAUGUCAGGAUCCGCAUUCAUAAAUGCACUGCGUCGGUUCAUCGCUCGCUUCGGUAAUGUUCAAAUUAUUAGGUCAGACAGAGGAACCAACUUUGUUGGUGCAGCUAGUGAAUUGAAGAUUGAGACUGUCAAUGUUGAAGAUGGAUUGGUAAAGGAUCUUCUGAGAAAGAAGAACAUUCAAUGGGUUUUCAACCCACCACACGCUCCAAACAUGGGUGGAGUCUGGGAGAGACUUAUCGGUGUAGUGAAGCGCAUACUCAAUUCUAUACUCAGUGAAGCAUCUUACAAGAAUUUGACUCAUGAUGUUCUCUCAACACUAAUGGCUGAAGUCACGGCUAUUGUGAAUGCCAGACCUAUUGUACCUGUGUCUACUGAUGGCAGUGCUCCAGAGAUUCUGAGUCCUUCUACCAUCUUGACUCAGAAAUGGGACUUUACUUCGCAUCAGUUCGAACAUUUGUCAUUCGCCGACUCCUAUCGUGUCGCUUGGAAAAAUGUGCAGUUCCUAGCAAACCGGUUCUGGCAUCGUUGGAGGUUCGAGUACCUGCAGCUACUACAGCCUAGGCGCAAGUGGAACGUUGAACAGAGAAACAUUCGUGAAGGUGAUGUUGUACUCGUUAAAGACUCAGAUGUUGUCAGAAAUCAGUGGCCGUAUGGCAUUGUAGAAAAAGUUUUUGCCAGCGAAGAUGGCAAGGUUAGGAGUGUUCGAAUACAACGUGAUGGACAAACAACUACAUUAACAAGACCAAUAACUGAAGUGGUUCUUCUUGUUGGUAAUGUAUAAGUGACAUUUGUUGGCCUGAGUUUUUAAAAUGACUUAACUUUAAGGUGUCAGUGUGUUGACUAUUUUUUAGUAAUUAACUGUUUAAGUGACUUCAGUAGCAUUAAGUCUGAUAUGUGCUUGAUUUAAGUAUAUUUAGAUGCACAUAGAACUUUGUUUGCUCUGUUAUUUUUCAUUAUUAUGCAAUAGAAAGAAGUUCAUGAAUGUAAAUGUGAAUACUAUAAUGUUGCAAGGAGCAAUUAGUACACUUUCUUAAUGAAAAACAUGUUGUGGAUUCUUUUUUAAAAUAAUACCUCUUGAAGGUUUACUAAGAAGAUUUAUUAAGUAGUUCUUAUAGUAAAUAUUAUAAUGUUGAAUGCUUUGGGCUAUGUCUGUGGAAAUUUACUUUGUAAAUUGUUUAGAUAGAUCGAGUUUGUAUUUUUUUUAUAUAUAUUAUUUUUGUCUUCUUAAGUAAGGGCAUUAGUAAGGUUUUGUUUACAUUAUGAAAAUUCAGGUUAUUUUGACUUUACUUAAGGUGUCAUGAUAUAUUUUUUGUAUUAAGGUGUCACUUUCCUCUGUUAAGGUGUCACUUCUUAUGUAUAAUUGUUAGAGUGAUAUUUUUCAAUAUCAGACGGGGAGUGUGCUGGAAAGAUUGUUUCCUUAUUUUUCACUUGUUCGUUUCAAUCACCUGUCCCACGAUGUGUAACUCCUGCCUGUCUUUAGAUUUUAAUGUGAUGGUUGCUCGUAACCUUUUUUGGCAAUAUGGUACUUACUUAUUCACAAAUUUUGGUGUUUUCGACACAAUCUUGCAUAGAUUCUUGCUUUGUAGCCCUCACAGUAGUCAAACGCUGGUGAAGCCAAAGAAAAGAAAACUACAACUUAUGCUUUCAAAACCAUGGUGUCAGUGCUGAAGGUUUACAACAAGUUGCCAAAUGAAAGCCCAGGUUCAAAGUUUCGCUCUCUGUUCAAACUAUGGGAAAAGAAGUGUUGUUUAUUGUCAGCAUCAUCUCGACAUGAUUCACCCAAGACGCUGGUUGGUGUUGAAGAAGCAUUACCGUAAUCCUGUGUGUGGAGCUACCCAAUUCCCAGACCCAAGCCCUGUCACAACACUGUCUUUGUCCGAGGGGGCAUUAUUUAUUAAACAUAUAUGGAGACCAUCUACUAUUCAAGUAAUCAAAAUCUUGGAUAACUUAAAUUUUGCUUAAGCUGCAGAAAAAUAUCUUUACCUCAAAAAUGCAUUGCUGAAUAUAAAUUCAUUUUUAUUAUUUACAUUUCCUUAUUCCAUUUAAAACUAAUUGAGUCUUGGAGCAAUGUUAAGUUUAAACAUAAUAUGUUUACACUGCAGGUGUGUCAGUGUAAAUUUGCUACAGUGUGCUUUUACUGUUGUUAAGAAGAAGUUGUGCCCAGUCGAUUGCUGGUCAAACAACAGGCAUAUUUCAUUGUAAGGCCAAUUUGUGGCAAUAGUGUUGCAAAUAAGAAAACUCUUGCAGUCAGAAAUGCGCUUUUAAAAAAUAUAAAGUGACACUUAAACUGUAAGUUUGUAAUAAUAGUGACUUUAUGUGAUAUUAUUUUAAGGUAAGGUGAAUUGAAUGCUUAUAUCACGAUUACAUUAAUUUAAAUCCGUAAUUGGUAGGAGAGAACAUUGGACUUAAAUUUAUUUUCAAAUGACAUUCAUAUAUAUAUGUGUCUAUGAACAUGUCUUUUCUGUUUGUUAAAAUUUUGAUAUGUGGAUUUUGCCACCAACA